Rhagoletis pomonella (apple maggot) is the source of this 2622-nucleotide messenger RNA. It is a transcript of the gene br, whose product is annotated as broad-complex core protein isoforms 1/2/3/4/5. NCBI's taxonomy places the organism in Eukaryota, Metazoa, Arthropoda, Insecta, Diptera, Tephritidae. The record is from RefSeq and is a predicted model, not a curated record. Gene Ontology annotation, biological process: regulation of transcription by RNA polymerase II. Gene Ontology annotation, cellular component: nucleus. Gene Ontology annotation, molecular function: protein binding.
CUUUCGCCUGUCCGUCGUUCCUUCGUCCAUUUGUCUGUCCGUUCGUACGCUUAAAACCAACGCAGUUAGUUGCUUUGCCGUCUCUAGCCAAGGGGAAUACGCAGGCUAACAGUCAGCCAGCCAGUAGUUAGUGAAAAGAUGCUUUACACUGCAGAUACUCGACUCGAACUGCGGCCUUUGCGAAUUUAGUAUUCAGUUUGACAUUUUUGCUUGGUGCAGCAACACUACAAAAACGGAAGCGCCUCAUACAUAUUUUAGAUUGCAAGGAAUAAAUAUGUAGCACAAGAAAUACCUGUAACAGAAAAGAGUGUUGUAAAUAAGCUAUUCAGCGGACUCGCAUUUUCGGAAUCGUUAAAAAUUUGCAAUUUAACAUUCGUAAAAUACUAAAUUUUUGUAUCAGUUGCUGUGGAGAGAGUGGAGUGAAAACGUAUAGUUUUUCAAAUAGUAAAACGCAAAAUCCAAGUUGAAACCAAAGACCAGCAGAUUGUGGUGUGGUGUGGAAUCUUCUCUAGCGAAGAAGCGAACGUUUGCCGCGCAGGGGCGUGUUGGGCGCUUAGCUGUCUCGAAAGCAUACAUAUUUAACUGUACCUUGCGGAGUGCAACGCAGCAUAAUCUAUAAUCUACAUAUAGCUUCAAGUGCAAAAGAAAAGUGCAAUUUGUGGUUCAAAGCAAAAGAACUGUGGAAAAUUGGGUUCGAUCGAACACUCGCCUUGGAAGAUCAUUCGGUUGAAUGGUGUCGGAAGCGCACUGCAGAGCAGCAAGUAUUUUUUGAAGCUGUGUGGAGCAAUAGAAGGCUUCUUCAGUAUUUUUUUUUUUUUUUAGAUUUUUAUUGCUUUAAAAUAUAACAACUCAGGAUCUUGUUAGUUUUUUUUCUUGUUUUUAAUUAUUGUUCAUGCUUGAGGGAUACUACAAGCGAUUUGUUAAACUUUAAAAGUCCAUAGCUCAGUUAAUACAUCUACGUACAUAUACAUACAAUACAUAAGUCAACUCAGGAUUCCACAGAGGUUUAUUUAAUUGAAACACAAAUAAAUACUAAAUACAUAUAAAAUAAUAGUAUACACUAAGAAAGUAAGAUUUUCCAAAAAGUCAAACUCAAGGAAAGUACAACAACCUAAGAACGCAUAAGAAGCAGCAACAAAUCAAUUUGAGAACGUUACUGAGCAAAAAAAAAACAAAAACAAUAAAACAAUACCAUUAACUACUUUACGCCUACAAGUAGACACAAUUUUAUAUCAACCCAGCAACAAAACAAUAAGAGCAUACCCAUAAGAGUGAAACAAAAUAAACGGCGACGCUUUUACAGCAGCGCCAUUGGAAUAGAAUCGUCAACGCCAACACCAAAAUCUCAAACAACAACAGAAACAAGGCCAGCCACCAAAAUGGACGAGACACAGCAUUUUUGUUUGCGUUGGAACAACUACCAAAGUAGCAUAACAUCGGCGUUCGAGAAUUUGCGUGACGAUGAGGAUUUCGUCGAUGUGACAUUGGCGUGCGAGGGACGCAGCAUCAAAGCGCAUCGCGUCGUAUUGUCGGCGUGCAGUCCAUAUUUUCGUGAUUUAUUGAAGAGCACACCUUGCAAACAUCCAGUGAUUCUCCUGCAGGAUGUCAAUUUUCUCGAUCUGCACUCGCUGGUUGAAUUUAUCUAUCACGGCGAGGUGAAUGUGCAUCAAAAAUCCUUGCAGUCCUUCCUUAAAACGGCAGAGGUACUUCGGGUCUCUGGUCUCACACAGCAACAGGCCGAGGAAACUCAUAGUCAAUUAGCUCAUAUACAAAAUUUGGCGAAUGCCGCCAACGCUACACGCACGCCCCACAACGCACACCACAUUGCCCCCCACGAUGAGCCGGCGUUAUAUUCGCGCAGCAGUGGCUCACCUCCACCACCCCCACCCACACAACAGCUGCCAUUGGCCUCCACACACAUCAACAGUCAGCUGUUUAAGCGCAGCAUGGCUAUGCUCAGACGCGAACGUCACAAUUCCACACCAUCGGCUGAGGACUCGAAUAAUGCUAUGAAACGUUUACGUGGACCCGAUAACGGUUUGCCGUCGAGCAGUAAUAACAGCCCGGAAAUUGUCCAUCCACGCAGUUCGUCACCACAAUUGACACCGGCCGAUUUCUCAACCAUCAAGCACAACAAUAACAACACACCGCCUCUUAAGGAUGAGAAACGUAAUGGACCCUCCGGCAAUGGUAAUAAUGGCAAUAGCGACACUGGCAAUGGUAAUGGAAACGCCAAUAGCGACAAAGUAGGCGGCAGCUUAACAGCCUCACCGCUGACACGCACUGCUGACGACGUCAAAUCGGAACCCAUGGAACUGGUCUGCUCCAAUAACAAUCCGACAGCAGUCGAUGAGCACAGCAAUGAUUCUACUGGUGAACAUGAGGCGAAUCGGUCCAUUAGCGGCGAAGGCGGCAAAGGUUCUUUGAGUUCGGGAAACGAUGAGGAAAUCGAUAACAAUAUGCAACAACAUCCACCGCCACCAUAUCUGAUGUCACCGGCAGAGAGCAAGUUAUUUCCGCCAGGCCCCUUCAAUUUCCCCAUGAGCGGUUUAGAUCCUGCUGCGUUAGCUGGUUUUAACUCGCAACUGCAGUCUGCUGCCGAAUUAUCAGUUUCUCCGCAAG